Molecule: messenger RNA, 980 nt
Organism: Medioppia subpectinata
Lineage: Eukaryota; Metazoa; Arthropoda; Arachnida; Sarcoptiformes; Oppiidae
Source: the annotation of a GenBank genome assembly
UAUUUGACCAUGAUGUUAAUGCCAACAUUGAAACCCUUCAAUACCCGAACACAUGGAUUUGUGUAAUGCCGUCGAGAGAUCUGCGCCUCAAUAGUGUUGUGCCGUUUGAAAUGUGUGGCCAACAGUUGGUGGCAUUCAGGGGUGGAUCGGGUGCUGUCCACGUGUUGUCCGCCUAUUGUCCACAUUUGGGCGCAAAUCUCGGUGUCGGCGGACAUGUGGUGACUGAGUCAGAGUCGGGCGACGACUGUAUUCAGUGUCCAUUCCAUGGCUGGAGAUUUAAUGGACGGGACGGACAGUGCAAACGCAUACCUAAUCUCAACGAUUCCGAAUUAAAGGCAUUGAAAGCUGUGGUAAAGAAAUGGCAGACAAUAGAGAAGAAUGAAAUGAUAUACGUCUGGCAUCACUCGGAGGACUUAGACCCCGAUCAUUACCCCGACGAUUUUAUAGCCAAACAUAAUGCAAAACUUGUUCUACAACAAAGUUAUCCGGAAAUUGUAUUAGCGCCUUUUCAGACUAUCGUAGAAAAUUCAUCGGACGUACAUCACGCAAAUUACGUGCACACCGAGCUCAUACCCUAUGUAGCUAGUUUGAAAUAUUCAUUUAGCUCCGAUUACGGCCACGAACUUGCACCAGUUGUCCAGGGCACCAUCACACUUUGCGUGUUUAAAUGUACCAUGGCCACAAUACCAUUUAUUUUGCACGUAUGGUCGCCAGUGUUGGCCACGUUUGCCGUGGGCACUGAGCACUCGUUUGGUGGCAUUGUAGUAACAGCGGGCAUAUGUGUGCCCAUACGACACGACCAGACUCUCCUGACAACAGUCUUGUACACUAAGCGAUCCAUUUUGAGCUCAUUGUUUCCAUUGUGCUUCCAUUAUUUGGUAACCAACCAGAUUUCGGGCGAUAUUAUAAUUUGGACAAACAGUCAGAGACCUAAGCGCCCGGUGUUUACCCGCAAUGACGAGGCUAUUGUGAGGUACCGG